AUGAUAAUAUAAAAAAGCGCACUAAAUGAGAAAAGCAGCGAAAAAUUCACACUACCCUUUUUGAAUUAUGUUUGGAGAAUGGAAUGGUGGGAUCAUAAUAGCAAAAUGCGCACUAUAUGAGAAAAGCACCUAAUAACCAAAAUCAACCAAACAACACUCCGCUUGUGGGCCAUCUCCGCCAUAGCUAUUGCACAAUUUCUCUUUCAUCAAUAUUUUUGGAACAUUGCUCUGUUUCCAUGAUAAUAGAGUCUUCUGGGUUUUAUUUUUUUACUUGUGGUUUAAAUAAAUUUGGUUUGCUUUGGCUGUCUUUCUGGUUUUUGGCUCUGUGAUGGGGAAUUGUUGGUGUAAGUGGGAGCCUACCAUAUACAAAAAUCCCAAAUCAGAGUCUCCCAAGGAGCAAGAGAGAGAAAGGAGGGAAGGUAGUAAGUUGCCCUCAAACCCGGAAGAAGUAGAAGACCUACGUGGCGGUGAUUCUGCAGCAAAUCCAUUAAUAGCAUUCACAUUCGAAGAGUUGAAGAUUAUCACUGCAAAUUUCAGGCAAGACCGUGUGUUGGGUGGAGGAGGUUUCGGAAACGUUUACAAAGGCUUCAUCCCCGAGGACUUGAGGGAGGAUCUUCAGAUUCAGCCCCUUCCUCUUCCCGUUGCUGUAAAAGUUCAUGACGGUGAUAACAGUUAUCAAGGUCACCGAGAAUGGCUGGCGGAGGUCAUAUUUCUGGGGCAGCUGUCGCAUCCGAAUUUGGUGAAACUAAUUGGAUACUGCUGCCAAGAUGACCAUCGGGUACUUAUAUACGAGUAUAUGCCUCGUGGUAGUGUGGAAAACAAUCUUUUUUCAAGAGUAUUGCUUCCCCUUCCGUGGUCAACUAGAAUGAAAAUCGCAUUGGGUGCUGCAAAAGGACUCGCCUUUCUCCAUGAAGCAGACAAACCCGUCAUCUACCGCGAUUUUAAGACUUCUAAUAUUCUACUUGACCUGGAUUACAACGCCAAGCUCUCUGAUUUUGGCCUAGCGAAAGAUGGACCCGAGGGAGACAAAUCUCACGUCUCGACUCGCAUAAUGGGUACAUAUGGAUAUGCAGCACCUGAGUACAUCAUGACUGGACAUUUGAGUCCUCGCAGCGAUGUGUACAGCUUCGGUGUUGUCCUUCUGGAACUGCUUACAGGAAGGAAAUCUCUGGACAAAUCACGGCCAGCCCGCGAACAAAACCUUACAGAUUGGGCUCUUCCUCUACUUAAAGAGAAGAAGAAGUUACUGAACAUAGUAGAUCCUAGAUUACAAGGAGAUUUCCCCACCAAAGCCUUUCACAAAGCUGCCAUGCUAGCUUAUCACUGCCUCAACCGGAACCCCAAAGCAAGGCCUCUCAUGCGAGAUAUAGUUGAUUCCUUGGACCCUCUUCAGCUUUCUCACCCACUUCCCAUAGAAAAAACUAUCGUCACCGUCUCUACUGAGGCAGCUUCUUAUUCAUUUGUUGCUUACAUGGAUGAAUCUAGUGAGCAUAUUGUUUGUGGGAAGCCAUAUAAUGGAAUACAAUAACAUACAAUUCUUUU
Gossypium arboreum is the source of this 1542-nucleotide messenger RNA. RefSeq names its product probable serine/threonine-protein kinase PBL16. Gene Ontology annotation, biological process: protein phosphorylation. Bases 329 to 1528 code for a protein of 399 amino acids. The record is from RefSeq and is a predicted model, not a curated record. Lineage: Eukaryota; Viridiplantae; Streptophyta; Magnoliopsida; Malvales; Malvaceae. The transcript is spliced from 7 exons. Gene Ontology annotation, molecular function: ATP binding; protein kinase activity.